CCGCGCUGUGCUGAAGGGUGGUUUUGAAGAGGCUACGAAAAGAGAGGUACGUUUGGAAGGGAUGGAUAUUGACACGUUCGAGUUCUUUGUUCAUUGGCUAUAUCACCAACGCCUUCCGAACGGAAACAACGAUCCCGAACUCUGCACUCUGUGGGACUCUGGCAAACACCAGGGAGCGGACAAGAUGGGGAGCAUCACACACCUCUAUAUCUUCUGCGACAAGUACGACGUUCCGGUUCAAAGGGCCAAUCCCUAGAUCUCCUGUAUGAGUAAUUCCACGACGAGGAUUAGGUCUUCCUUGGACCCAGGAUAUC
Macroventuria anomochaeta is the source of this 314-nucleotide messenger RNA. RefSeq lists its product as uncharacterized. Bases 62 to 256 code for a protein of 64 amino acids. The transcript has a single exon. The record is from RefSeq and is a predicted model, not a curated record. Lineage: Eukaryota; Fungi; Ascomycota; Dothideomycetes; Pleosporales; Didymellaceae.